AUGGGGUCUGCGGCGGUUCACGGUGUUAGCGAUUUUUCCCAAUUUUCGAAGAGUGAGCGGGAUGGGCUCGUUGAUUGCAUUGUGUCGGUGCUGUCGGCGCCCGAAUUGGACACUGUAGUGUCACAGCAAUACGCCAGUAGGAAAGUAGAUCAGGCAACGGCAAAGACCAAAGUGGUGCUGCGGGGUAGAAAUUGGACUUUCCCCACGGAUCAUGCUGAGAUCAGCAUUGGCAGGAACAGUGACCAAAUCCAAACGGCACAGAAGCACAAAGUGGAUAUAGAUCUGGCCCCCGGGAAGACUGUAUCAAGGCGGCACGCCACGAUUGCAAGGGAUGAGGCCCGGUCCGUGUGGCAGUUGAAAGUUCUGGGUCGUAACGGCGCCAAGCUCAAUUUCAAGAGAGUCCCCGGUGGGAAAAGCAUUACUCCCCUGGAUAUACAGUCCGGAAGUAUAAUAGAUAUCUGUGGUGUCCAGAUGAUCUUUCUCGUCCCCGGGGAGGACCCACAGGUGGACAUGAACUCCUUCAGUUAUUUGAUACCAUCGUUAGUAACGAUGUACGGGCUACAUGGGAACAACAACACACUCCUACAAAGCAUUAUAAACAGUUCGAAGUACCUCGAAGAGCAGAAGAGGAAUGGUAACUACACGGCUAAAAUACCCGCGGUGGCCCCAGUGGCCUCAGUAGCAGAUCAUCCGGGGGACGAAUCGGUGCCCAUGUCGGAGACGACCACUACCGUCGACGUACCGUCAGAGAAGCCAGAGAAGAUACCACAGAAACCCGUGAUAGAAGACCGCAAAAAUUUGGGUAUAUCCACGAUCAAAGCUGAGACCGCGGAUUUUUACUCGGAUCUUAGAGCAACGCCGUCCUCCGUCACAAAGGUACCAUCGAUCCCCCUGUUGCAAACGUCCCCGCCACGGGAAGAUGGGCAAGUUAAAUUAGCCAGCUCACCAGCAGGGAAGACUGUGCUUCCCGGGUCGCCCCUAGCGCAAAACGCGGUGAAACUGAACGCAGAACAGUCACCGACGGCGAGCAAAGUGGUGGUGAAAGAUGCGAAGAGUGUCGGGCAGACCGCCCGUGUAGAGCAGAUGCUAGCGACGAGGGCAAAGAAACCGUCUGUCCCAUAUUCGACGAUGAUUGCACAGGCUAUUCUAUCGAACCCGCGCGGGUGUCUCUCCCUUUCGGAAAUCUAUGAGUUUAUUUCGGCAUCGAACCCGUACUACAAGAUGUCGUUGACCAAUUGGAAGAACUCCGUGAGGCAUAACCUUUCGGUGAACCCAUCGUUUGAGAAAAUGGAGCGAGGGGGGAACCCGAAGUCAAAGGGCAUGGACUGGCGCAUCAGCAAGACACUAACGGACGAGUUCCUGGUCUACUGGUACCGCGGGAAGACACUGCGGGUCAGUAAGAAUCUUACUGCCGUGUUGAAGGAAUUGCAACUUUACAUGUCUACGCACAACGAGUUACCAGGACAAGACCCACCGGAGACGUACCAAAAGUGA
Messenger RNA from Huiozyma naganishii CBS 8797, 1494 nucleotides. It is a transcript of the gene FKH1, whose product is annotated as forkhead family transcription factor FKH1. Bases 1 to 1494 code for a protein of 497 amino acids. The record is from RefSeq and is a predicted model, not a curated record. Gene Ontology annotation, molecular function: RNA polymerase II cis-regulatory region sequence-specific DNA binding; protein binding; DNA-binding transcription factor activity, RNA polymerase II-specific. The transcript has a single exon. Gene Ontology annotation, biological process: regulation of transcription by RNA polymerase II. Lineage: Eukaryota; Fungi; Ascomycota; Saccharomycetes; Saccharomycetales; Saccharomycetaceae.